GUGUGUGUGUAUAGGCUCCAAGACAUUCUUAAUUUGCUUUAUGUAACAAAGACGUUUUGGAUACAAGAGACUAAGCAAGAGUGUUAAAAGACAUGGAAGUCAUGCAAGUACUUCACAUGAACAAAGGAAAUGGUGAAACUAGUUAUGCCCAAAACUCCAAAGUUCAGGGCAAGAUACUAUCAAUUGCAAAGCCAGUGAUGGAGGAAGCGCUAGUAGAGAUGUUGAGCACAAAUUACAUACCGGAAAGCAUGGGAAUUGCAGACCUGGGUUGCUCCUCUGGACCCAAUACCUUGUUAGUUAUCUCCGAAAUACUAGACAUUGUUUGUGCCAAAUGCCGGAAUCUUGGCCGGCCGGCCCCGGAAUUCAGGGUGUCCUUGAACGAUCUUCCUACCAAUGACUUCAACUCUAUUUUUGCAUCACUACCAGCAUUUUACAACAAACUGAACCUCGACAAGGGUUCCGGGUUUGGACCGUGCUUUGUAUCCGGUAUUGCAGGUUCUUUCUAUGGUAGAUUGUUCCCUUCCAAGAGCCUUCACUUUUUGCACUCCUCUUCCAGUCUCCACUGGCUCUCCCAGGUGCCAGCGGGAUUAAUGACUAGUGAAGGUGCUAAGAACAAAGGAAAGAUGUACAUAUCAAAGAGCAGUCCACAGUGUGUGCUGGAUGAGUACUCUUCACAAUUCCAGAAAGACUUCUCACUGUUUUUAAGAUCACGUGCAGAGGAAACAGUACAAGGAGGUCGCAUGGCUUUAUCUUUCAUGGGCAGGAGAACCAUUGAUCCAACUACAGAAGAGAGUUGCCAUCAUUGGGAACUCCUGUCACGUGCACUAAUGUCCAUGGUUUCAGAGGGUCUAGUGGAAGAAGAAAAGUUAGAUUCCUUCAACACCCCAUACUAUGCUCCUUGUCCUGAAGAGUUGGAAUUGGAAAUACAACGAGAAGGUUCAUUCUUUGUUGACCGUCUUGAAGCCUUUGAAGUUGAUUGGGAUGGAGGAGUAGUCGACAAUGAUAUUGGAGGAGGAGGAGAUGAGACCACAUUUUGUACAAUAACAAUGGGAGAUCGAGUCGCCAAGACCAUCAGAGCAGUUGUGGAGUCGAUGCUCGAAGCACAUUUUGGAGGUGAGAUUAUGGACGAUCUGUUUAGGAGGUUUGCGGUGUUGGUUGACGAUCACUUUUCAAAGGCCUCAACCAAGUACAUCAAUUUGGCCAUUUCCCUAAUUAAGAAGCCCAACGAUAUGAUCACCCAUUGUAAUAUAUAAUAUAUAUAUGUGUGGUAAGCAAUCUAGCUACUUCUACAGGUACAACGACCUUCCAGCUCAAGUUAAAGGUAUGAUACACAUUGACUCGAUAGGGGUCCCUGCCAUGAGACAGAUUAACUGCUAAUGUUCUAUCUUUGGGCUAUUGUCUGCCCUUUUGGUUUGCUAUUGUUAUGGUUUGUUCUUUUCCUUCUUGGUGCUUGUUUUCUUGUUCUUUUUGUCCAUGGAUUAGGUUUAGUCCCCCUAUUGUGAGCCAACGGAGAAGGGCUAUUUUUCUCCUCCUUAUGAAAUAAAAUUUCUGGUUUCU
Messenger RNA from Tripterygium wilfordii, 1557 nucleotides. Its product is annotated as jasmonate O-methyltransferase. The transcript is spliced from 4 exons. Gene Ontology annotation, biological process: methylation. Gene Ontology annotation, molecular function: S-adenosylmethionine-dependent methyltransferase activity. The coding region runs from base 93 to 1253 and encodes 386 amino acids. The record is from RefSeq and is a predicted model, not a curated record. Lineage: Eukaryota; Viridiplantae; Streptophyta; Magnoliopsida; Celastrales; Celastraceae.